Messenger RNA from Pterocles gutturalis (yellow-throated sandgrouse), 468 nucleotides. Its product is annotated as transcriptional repressor scratch 1-like. The annotation marks the transcript as partial. Lineage: Eukaryota; Metazoa; Chordata; Aves; Pterocliformes; Pteroclidae. The record is from RefSeq and is a predicted model, not a curated record. The transcript has a single exon. Gene Ontology annotation, molecular function: RNA polymerase II cis-regulatory region sequence-specific DNA binding; DNA-binding transcription factor activity, RNA polymerase II-specific. Gene Ontology annotation, biological process: regulation of DNA-templated transcription.
CCGCGGACCCCCCCGCGUCACACGUGCGGGGAAUGCGGCAAAACCUACGCCACCUCGUCCAACCUGAGCCGGCACAAGCAAACCCACCGCAGCCUGGACAGUAAAAUGGCGAAGAAAUGCCCGACGUGCGGGAAAGUCUACGUGUCCAUGCCGGCCAUGGCCAUGCACCUCCUGACGCACGACCUGAAGCACAAGUGCGACGUGUGCGGCAAAGCCUUCAGCCGGCCCUGGCUGCUGCAGGGCCACAUGCGCUCCCACACCGGCGAGAAGCCCUUCGGCUGCGCCCACUGCGGCAAAGCCUUCGCCGACCGCUCCAACCUGCGCGCUCACAUGCAGACCCACUCCGCCUACAAGCACUUCCAGUGCAAGCGCUGCAGCAAGACCUUCGCCCUCAAGUCCUAUCUCAAUAAGCACUAUGAGUCAGCUUGCUUCAAGGGGGGGGCGCCCCUCAGCCCUCUCCGGAAUUGA